CCUCGGUGGCCCCGCGGCCGCCGCCGCCGUUGAGCCGGGCCGGGCUGUGCAGGGUAGGGCUGGGCUGGGCUGGGCUGCGCCGAGCCGGGCUGGGGAGCCACGGAGCUGCGCUGCCGCCGCCCGCCCCCCAACCCCCUUCGGACCUGGAGCGAUGAGCCGAGCUGAUUCGGUCAGCAACGAAGUGCUCGGGGCGGCUGGAGCGGGGCUGCAGCUGGGGGCGGCGGGGCCCGGAGCGGGCAACCCCGGAGGCGGGCACACCCUGGAGGCGGAGCAGUAAAGCAGAAGCCUGCUCCAGGCUAAAAGAAUGAAAAUAUGGGACUUAAGUUAUCCUGUCUGAAAGGCUUCAAAAUGUGUGUCAGCAGCAACAGCAACGAAGAGACCCCCGUCUUGAAUGCAAAACAAGUGGACGUCCCGGACAUUAUUGUCACACCUCCCACCCCCACGACUUCCGGGAUGGGGGUAAGAGAACCGAUUCAGUCAGAGUGGCUAGAUGAGACUGGGUCUUAUUCUGAUGAUGGAGAAAUUGAUACGGAAUCCUGAGGAGGAAAACCAUGUCCUCGGCUCCCUUUUCGGAUGGCUCUCCCUGAGGGAAGAAGACCGUUCACUGUUUCCUCUCACAAUAUGGCCUCCUACAUUAGCUUUCUCCUGUAUCCAGAUGCCCUAACUGUGACGUGCCCCACUGGGUGAAAUCCAUUAAGUCUGUUGGAACAAUGGAGCCAUUCGGGCCUGGAGGAAAGAGGCACACAAGUGGGAAAAGAGAGAGGCAUUUUUCUUGACCAACUCAAACAAUAGCCCACGACAACAGAAACCUGACAGGAGUCAGGCUCACUAAACCCUGUUCUUCCCCACUAGAGUCAGUGUGGAGAAAGAAAAGAAACUAUGGAUGGUGAUGUUUCCCAUAAUCCAAUGGGACUUUUCUCCACUAAAAAACCACACAUCUGUACCCCGUGUCAUGGGGCUCCUCCAGGUGUGAUGUGCCACAAAAAGAGGAUUUUGCAAUGUGGCUCUGAAUAAGACCUUGCAAGACAAAUGGUUUCCUUUUUUUUUUUUUAAUUUUACAAGUAUUGAGAAAGGUUAAAUGUGGUUUAUAAAUCAAAAAUCUGGAUUUGGUGGGGAUUUUGUGUUUGGUUGGUUGGUUUUAGUUGGUUUUUUUUUUUUCAUUACAAAUAAAGAUUCUCUGAAACACA
This is a messenger RNA of Antechinus flavipes (yellow-footed antechinus), 1187 nucleotides long. It is a transcript of the gene CLMB, whose product is annotated as chromosome 2 C16orf74 homolog. Lineage: Eukaryota; Metazoa; Chordata; Mammalia; Dasyuromorphia; Dasyuridae. The transcript has 4 exons. The record is from RefSeq and is a predicted model, not a curated record. Bases 313 to 540 code for a protein of 75 amino acids.